AUGUCACAAAAAUUAAAAACCAGCCAGCAUGCACUUCACAACUUUCUGCCUGAACUUCAACUUAUAAUCGUGCGCUAUUUAGACUUCUGGGACAAAGCUGCGCUGAUUGAAAGCACAGUAUUGGCACUAGAAGUUGUUGUUGGAACAGAAAAUUUGAGCGACUACGAUAAGGAUGGCAAUACCCUUCUGCAUAUCGCGGUCAAACAAAAUUAUAAAAGAACAACAGAGUUGCUAGUUUCUGCUGGUGCACAAAUCAGUGCAAAAAGCGAGGUGCCACAAGACCACACAGCAACUCCAUUGGCACUCGCUUCAGAACAAGGGAACUUGAAUAUAGUUAAGAUACUCGUGAACAGUGGCGCAAGUAUCGAUGAGUGGAACUACAGCGGGGUAUAUCCACUUCAUCACGCCUCAGAAAACGGGCACACAAGCAUAGUUCAGCUUCUUCUGGAAUUAGGGGCCACGCAAAAGCAUAGCUAUGAUUUGGGGACUCCACUUCAUCUCGCCGCCAGCAACGGACACGCAGAUGUGGUACAACAACUGCUAACCUAUGGCGCGGAAAUAGCACCGUUACGCAGAGGAGUAACAGCCCUUUGGCUUGCUGUGGCGAAUGGUCAUCUUAAUUGUGUCAGAAUUCUUCUAGGGGCAGGAGCAGCCGAAACCGAGCCUCCUCGUUCUGCCUUAGAAUGGUCUCUACUGCAUCUGGCUGUUGGAGGACCCUACUUCUCACAAGCUAUUGGCAUGGCCUACGAACAGAGUAUCAAAGAAAUUUUACGUUUUCAAGUUCCAACUUGGAAAGGAGGGGAAAAGGAAUCCUGGGCUGGAAUCAUACGUCUCCUUAUUACAUCAGGUGCUAAUGUUUCUGAAGAACUUGAAUCAGUUACUCCACUGCACCUUGCUGUUCUUGUCGGCAAUUAUACUGCUGUGGAGUUUUUGCUAAAUGCUGGAGCUGAUAUUUAUUCAAGAAAUAAAUACGGACGCUCGGCGCUUAUGUUUGCCGGUUUGUUGGGCUUCGAAGAUAUUGGCUCUCUGCUGUCAAAGGCAAAGAAAGCAAGGCCAAAUGAGAAGAAACCAGUGAUAGGACCUAAACCGAAAUUAACCAUCAAGAUGUGA
Molecule: messenger RNA, 1110 nt
Organism: Penicillium cosmopolitanum
Lineage: Eukaryota; Fungi; Ascomycota; Eurotiomycetes; Eurotiales; Aspergillaceae
Product: ankyrin repeat domain-containing protein
Exons: 1
Coding region: 1-1110 (369 amino acids)
Biological process (GO): protein localization to ciliary inversin compartment
Cellular component (GO): ciliary inversin compartment
Molecular function (GO): protein binding
Source: RefSeq, a predicted model, not a curated record